CCGGCAAGGAAGCCUCGGUCGCACCUUCCUUCCAUCCCAUCCUUUAGGCCCGCCUCGGUCACACUGGUACGUAUAAAAAUCCCAUCGUUCCCUUCUCAGUUCUCACAACCCAACCCAGUCCAGAUCCAGAUUCCCUAUCCUCACCCUGCUCCUGCGAAUCUGCUGCUAUCCCCAACCCCAAUCCAAUCCAAGACCAACGGCAGCAGGGAUAGAAUCAUGAGCGCCAUGGUGGCGUCGUCGCUCAACCCGGAGGCCCCGCUCUUCAUCCCGGCAGCGUUCCAGCAGGUGGAGGACUUCUCGCCGCAGUGGUGGGACCUCGUCAAGUCCACCGCCUGGUUUCGCGACCACUGGUACCACCAGCACCAGCAGCUCGAUGCCAUGGCCGACUCCCUCGUCGCCUUCGAGGCCGAGGACGCCAUCCACGACGACCUCUUGCACGGCUUCGCUGUCGUCGUCGAGGCUUCGCAGCCGCACCCGCCAGCGGCACUCAAGACUGGUACGUACUCCCAAACCAACUCACCUUGUGAUGUGCCAUGCUCUGGCUGCUGCCGUGCCGCCGUCUCAUCUUUCAAGUCUUCUUCUAGUAUACUGUAGUAAGUAGUGGUGUCAGUUUGUAUAUUAUAUUGAGUAGAAAUGAAAUGACCCAAGAAAAAGGCAACAAAAUGCAACCCAUGUUUAGUGUGAUUUGCCUUGUAGGUUAUGUUCUGCAUGCUCAGUGUGUUGGACAAGAAUGUAUAGUAGAAUGCACCCUUGUUAUUGCGUGGCCAAGCAGCUUAAUGUUAAUUAAUUACCCUCUUCGUUUUUAAAUAUAAGUUUUUUUUUAGAGAUUUCAAUUGAGACUACAUAUAUAUGGAUGUAUGUGGACGUGCUUUAGAGUGUAAUUCACUCGUUUUGCUCCCUGUAUGGUUCAUAUUGAAAUCUCUAAAAAAGUCUUAUGUUUAGAAACAGAGGGAGUA
Molecule: messenger RNA, 956 nt
Organism: Triticum aestivum (bread wheat)
Lineage: Eukaryota; Viridiplantae; Streptophyta; Magnoliopsida; Poales; Poaceae
Exons: 2
Coding region: 217-594 (125 amino acids)
Source: RefSeq, a predicted model, not a curated record